This is a messenger RNA of Anopheles maculipalpis, 2205 nucleotides long. It is a transcript of the gene twisted, whose product is annotated as protein O-mannosyl-transferase 2. The transcript is spliced from 8 exons. Gene Ontology annotation, cellular component: membrane; endoplasmic reticulum. Gene Ontology annotation, biological process: protein O-linked glycosylation via mannose. Gene Ontology annotation, molecular function: dolichyl-phosphate-mannose-protein mannosyltransferase activity. Bases 1 to 2205 code for a protein of 734 amino acids. NCBI's taxonomy places the organism in Eukaryota, Metazoa, Arthropoda, Insecta, Diptera, Culicidae. The record is from RefSeq and is a predicted model, not a curated record.
AUGGCGUCUAGUGGAGGGGAGAAAGAAAGAUCCGGUACCGAGCAAAUGGCAGAAAGUGUACCGAAAACAAUCAAGCAGAAGCGUACGGCAGAUGAGCUGGAUGAUAAAAGUGAAGCAAAAAACAGCUGGUGGCUUCUGUUUGGUGCAAUCUUAGUACUGACGGUUGGUACCCGCUUCUACAAUGUAACUGUUCCCGACCACGUAUGCUGGGAUGAGACACAUUUCGGCAAAAUGGGAAGCUGGUACAUUAACCGGACAUUCUUCUUCGAUGUGCAUCCACCGCUCGGCAAGAUGUUGAUCGGUCUGUCCGGUUAUCUUACCGGGUACGAUGGAACGUACCCAUUUGACAAACCUGGCGACAAGUACAACGGAACGCACUAUGAAGGAAUGCGAAUCUUCUGCACAGCACUCGGUGCAGCAAUUGUUCCAAUGUCGUUCCAUACCGUCUGGGACAUGACGGGUUCAUUGACAGCGUCCACAUUUGCAGCCGCCUACAUCCUGUUCGACAUCGGUAUGCUUAUUCUGAACCGAUACAUUCUACUCGAUCCACCGCUCAUCUUCUUUAUGACUGCUUCCGUCAUGGGUAUGGCGCGUGUGUCACGACUGACCAGAGAAUCGAGCAGUUUCUCCACUUCUUGGUGGAUUUGGUUAGCAUUCACGGGCUCCAUGUUGGCGUGUACGAUAAGUGUGAAAUUUGUCGGACUGUUUGUAGUCCUGCUGGUUGGACUUCAUACCGCAAGUGAUCUGUGGGAUGUACUCGGUGACUUAAGCCUUCCCAUCUCACACACCGUCCGUCAGCUGAUUGCACGUGCGCUUACGUUGAUUGUGCUACCAAUCAUCCUGUACACUAGCUUCUUCUACAUCCAUCUGACGGUGCUGAAUCGCAGUGGAAGUGGUGAUGGUUUCUACAGCUCCGGCUUUCAGUCCAAUCUGAUAGGCAAUUCUCUCUACAACGUGUCGAUGCCUCGACAAGUUGCCUACGGUGCUGUGGUAACGCUGAAAAACCACAAAACAGGUGGAGGAUACUUGCACUCGCACAAUCAUCUUUACCCGAAGGGUUUUGGUGCCCGCCAGCAACAGGUUACGACGUACAGCCACAAGGACGAUAACAACAAAUGGUUGAUUAAGCCAUACGACAAGCAAACGCUGGAGAACAUUACGCUCAUCAAGCACGGCGAUUUGGUACGGCUGGAGCAUGUACAGACGAAAAGAAAUCUACACUCACAUCGGGAGCAAGCGCCGGUAACGAAGAAGCACCUGCAAGUUACCUGUUACGGUGAGGACGGUCAAGGAGACACAAACGAUGUAUGGAUGGUACAGAUCGUCGGUGGAAAAUCUGGUCAGGUAGUGGAAACCGUUACGAGCCGACUGACCUUCUACCACUACAUCGAGCGCUGUGUUCUGACCACCACCAACAAACAGCUACCCAAGUGGGGUUUCGAACAGCAGGAAGUCACCUGCAAUCCCAACAUUCGCGACAAAGCCGCCCAAUGGAACGUGGAGGACAAUCAGUUUGAUAAAUUACCGAGCGUUAACUUUCAGGUUUACGCACCGGGCUUCAUUAGUCGCUUCUUCGAAUCGCACGCCGUUAUGCUGCAGGGCAAUGCCGGUCUAAAGCCGAAGGAAGGUGAAGUUACCAGUCGACCGUGGCAAUGGCCCAUCAACUAUCGGGGUCAGUUUUUCUCCGGCUCCGACCAUCGCGUUUAUUUGCUGGGCAACCCAAUCAUCUGGUGGAGCAAUUUGGUAUUUUUAGCACUCUUUUUAAUCAUUUUCGGCGUGGAGAUUAUCAGAUAUCAACGAAACUCCGCAUCCGGCCCCAACCCAGUGACAACCCGGAAUGCGUCCCCUGCGAGUUCAGCGACCGCGGACGCUACGAAAUGGCAACUGCUGCGCGCAUCCCUUUGGCUGUUCGGUGGAUGGUUGAUUCACUAUCUACCCUUCUACGCGAUGGGACGCGUCCUCUACUUCCAUCACUACUUUCCCGCCCUCGUCUUCAACUCGAUGCUCGCCGGUGUAAUGCUCGAUUACAUUACGGGUCGGCUGCCGGGAUGGUUACGUCAUGCCUGUCUGGGUACGGCGAUGGCUGGACUGGUGUACAGCUUCGUGCUCUUCUCGCCCCUCGCCUACGGCAUGAAUGGUCCCUUCAGCCACGAACCAAACUCAACGUUGGCCUCGCUCAAGUGGAUGAGCAGUUGGGAGUUUUAA